This is a messenger RNA of Chironomus riparius, 666 nucleotides long. NCBI's taxonomy places the organism in Eukaryota, Metazoa, Arthropoda, Insecta, Diptera, Chironomidae. The record is from the annotation of a GenBank genome assembly.
AUGAAUAGUGAGGACGAAAGGUUUGAGAUUGGUGACGACUUAAGUGGUAAUUUGACAGUUCCUUCAAAGAGUUCUAGAGGUCCAAUUAAAUCAUCUAACUUUGAUACACUAGAUGAGCCAAUUAGAGACACAAUUAUGCGAGAUUUGAAUGCUGUAAUUAGUAAGUUCAGACACGUCCUCAAUCCUAAACAGAAAAAUAAUAUGCUUAAGGAAUGGGAUCUUUGGGGACCUUUAUUACUUUGUACUACAAUGGCUACGAUACUUCAAACUUCCUAUCAAGAAGACAAAAAUGCUGAUAGUGGUGGACCAGAAUUUGCAGAAGUCUUCUUAAUCGUUUGGUUUGGAGCUGGAAUUGUAACAUUAAAUUCAAAGUUACUAGGAGGUCAAAUAUCAUUUUUCCAAUCAGUUUGUGUGUUGGGAUAUUGUCUUACACCACUAGCAUUGAGUCUUAUAUGCUGUAAAAUUAUUCUCAUACUAUUUACGCAGACCGGCUUUUUCUUCUUCUUGAGAAUAGUAAUCUCAAUGCUAGGAUUUCUUUGGGCGACAUAUGCAUCAGUAAUGUUUAUGGGCGACAGUCAACCACCAAAAAGAAAAGCAUUAGUUAUUUAUCCAAUGUUCUUAUUUUAUUUUGUUAUAUCUUGGUUAGUUGCAUCUCAUACAAAUUAA